Messenger RNA from Ambispora gerdemannii, 1296 nucleotides. The record is from the annotation of a GenBank genome assembly. Lineage: Eukaryota; Fungi; Glomeromycota; Glomeromycetes; Archaeosporales; Ambisporaceae.
AUGGAAGAAAAAACAAUACUAGAACGAACAGCAGAUUUACUCAAAAUCGCUGACAGAGACACAAGAACAAAAGAUAUCGACAGCCUCUUUGAGGAAAUCAAGGAUCAGUCGAAUGAAAUUAAAAAUGCAGCGAUUGAUACGUUUCUUGACUACAUUUGGGAAACCGAUUUGGAGUCUUCGGAAGACACGAUUCUUCUUGGUGAGCCAGCUUCAGUGACCAGAGAACGAUUGGACUCGAUAAUGAAUUAUGUUAAGGAAAAAGAGUAUGUCGAUAGUCGCGUAUUAAAGACACGGCUCGAUCCUACCAUGCUUAAACGUGUUAACCUUAUUGAGAAUCCAUCUGCAUUUGAAAGAAAAUCUGUCAGAAUAAAUACGUCAAUGCAAUACCGACAACAAAAAUACAACUUAUUACACGAAGAAUCAGAGGGAUUCGCAAAAUUAAUAGAGGAAUUAGCAGCAGCAGUCGGUCCACAGUAUCAAAAUGAAGAUGAGAUAUCUUUAAACAAACGUGCUCAAGUUCUAUUAGAGCAUCUUGGCGCGUACAUUGGAUAUUUUAGACUGGACCCGAAUCGUGUUCUAGAUUUAAUACUGGACGCGCUAAUUGAAAAUGUAAAGACGGACUAUAAAAUCUUUAUAGCGCUCUUGAAACUAUCUCCAUGGGGUGAAAUUAAUACGGAUGAUGGUGAUGUACUGAUGCUGGAUGCUCGAAGAGAGGUCGAUGGUAUUGAUGAAGAUAUAAGGCCAAGUAUCCUUGGGAAUCCGUUUAUUGGGCAACUUUUCGGACACCGAUACCAGCGACAUUUCUCCGACAAUGCAGCAUUUGCUGAAAAGAACAUUGAACUAUUAAACUUAGCUUGUGCAAUAUGUAUACACCAAAGAUUGACGUGUAUACUUGAUGUACUUCCUUAUCUUAAGGGGCACACAGAGGAGAUAAUAGUAGGAUUAUUGGAAAUUGGCGAUUUUCAGGAUGCAAAAUAUCCCAUAUAUUGUAAAGAUAACUUGAAACUCAGCAACGAGAUUCGAGAUCGACUUCGCACAAUAUUUGAAAUUGCCAUUAAACCUGCUUAUAUAUUUGAAUGUGAUACGGGUAUAAGAAACCAUCAAUCAAGAACACCACAUUUCUACCACGAGAAAAGUGAAAUUAUCACGAAAUUUAAUAAAGUUGAAGAAGUAACAGAAAAAGGAUACGAAUUGAUUCUGUUGAUCGGAACUGCAUUCGCGAGAGAUAUUCCAUCUCUAACCAGACUUAUAAGAAUUGGCAGAGCCCAGCUCAAAAAAGUACUUAAAAAUUUUUGA